Pseudomyrmex gracilis is the source of this 1257-nucleotide messenger RNA. RefSeq lists its product as uncharacterized. The transcript has a single exon. The coding region runs from base 1 to 1257 and encodes 418 amino acids. Gene Ontology annotation, molecular function: zinc ion binding; nucleic acid binding. Lineage: Eukaryota; Metazoa; Arthropoda; Insecta; Hymenoptera; Formicidae. The record is from RefSeq and is a predicted model, not a curated record.
AUGUCUGUGAAACAUUCCCCCCCGCCUUAUGCCGGUCUCGAUGACAGCUCCAGCGCGGCGGGAGGUAUGCGGCGGCAGCAUUCAUCUUCGUCUCUCCAAUCUGCAGUGGGUCCGUGCGGGUCUUCUUCUGGUAUUGAUAUGAAUGUGUCGAGAGUGCAUGCGAUGCGGCGUUCAAUUAGUGAACAUGCUAAUGCGGUCUCAAGGUUGCUCUUGACCAGUAAGGAUUCAUCUGAUAGAAGAUUUCAGAUCGAAUCCGCCUUUAGGUCCUGCAAGGAAGCAUUUUUUGAGCUGUCUACGCUAUAUCUCUACUUGCUUGAGGAGAGAAAGAAUGACUCCUUAUCGCCUGAAUCGGUCAAAAACAUUAUAACACAGGCGCUAUCGCAAUUUAAUGUGGAAUCGUCGCGUGAAAACCACGAUACAGGUUCUGGUACUCCUCGCUCUUACGCUUCAGUUACUAGGGCAUCAGUUUCGGCAAUAAAGAUAGCACGCGGUCCUGCUAUACCGGUCAAAAAAUCAACUAAUAUUUUAGUUAUACCUAAAAAAGAUACUCAGGAAAAAUUUGCCUCAUCUAAGGAAACCAAGGAGACUUUUAAAAAAAUUAUAAAGCCUGUAGAUUUUAACUUAAAAGUUAACCGAAUUAUGUCAACUCGGAACAAGGGAGUACGUAUUGAGGCGUUUUCAGGUGACAUUGAUAAAAUUAAAAACUCUAAGGAAUUGGAUAAGGCCGGUUUAGAGAUCAAGCAGUUCACAAAGCUAAGACCUAGAUUGAUCUUACAUGAUGUUCCUGUCGACAUGUCCAGGGAAGAUCUAAAGACUGAGCUGAUUGCUCUUAAUUUGGACAGGACGAUCGAUACUGAUGUGGAUGUUAUUUACAUUUUCCCACCGAAAAGAAAUAGAGCAUACGUCAGCUGUAUUAUUGAGGUGUUCCCGGCCAUACGCGCGAAAUUAUUGACAGGCUCACAUGUCUACAUCAAUUAUUCUACAUGUCGAUUAGAAGACUAUGUUCGUGUCUUGCAGUGCUACAAGUGUUUGGCUUUUGGUCAUAUUUCGAAGAACUGCUCUGCGGCUUCCCUCUGUGGACAUUGCGCUGAAGCGCAUGAGAUGAAAGACUGCCCUAAAAAAGAUAGCACUGCACUAUGUGGUAAUUGCAAGAGAUGGAUGAACGAAGAACAGCCUCACUCGGCGUUAGAUGGCAAAACAUGCCCGAUCCUAAGAAAGCGUUUGGAAGAAAAGAUCAAAAAUAUCAAUUAUGGCUAA